This is a messenger RNA of Leguminivora glycinivorella, 794 nucleotides long. RefSeq names its product pheromone-processing carboxypeptidase KEX1-like. The coding region runs from base 127 to 741 and encodes 204 amino acids. The transcript has 2 exons. NCBI's taxonomy places the organism in Eukaryota, Metazoa, Arthropoda, Insecta, Lepidoptera, Tortricidae. The record is from RefSeq and is a predicted model, not a curated record.
CCUCCCAAUCUCUAGGGCGAUGGCUAAAUCGAGCCAAGUAAUAAAAUUGCAGUAAAAGAAAUGAUUUACAUCAUAUUUAUAAUAGAAGUUUACUUGGACACAAUAAAUUAAUUUUGGAUUUUUGAUAUGAAGAUUUCCAUUUUUGUUAUCGUUGUGGUUGCCAUCACUACACAAACUACGUACAUAGAAUCUAGGCCUUACUUGCCAAGAAUACAAAUAUAUGAAAUCCGUGAAAAUCCCGAGUGGAAGGAUGACUCUUAUUCCAACCAGAAAACAAAAACAGCUCCUGCUACGCUUCUACCGGGAUUAGAUCUAGAUCACAUUGACAAACCAAAGAUUUUAAUUUUACCAAUCAGACAAAAUCAAAAACUAAUACCUGAUAUUUUCAAACAACUUAUUGGAAAUGCAAUUCAAGAUAAAAAUGAAGAAAUAGAUACAGAUACCAGUCAUGAAGUAAGGAAGAUGAUUUUUGAUAGGUAUGAAGGUGAUACCAGUGUUAGUGAUGAAGAUGAUGCUGGAAGAGAUGAUGGAGAAAAAUAUGAUAGUGAUACCAGUGAUGACGAUGAUGACGGUAAUGACAUUAGUGAUGGUAAUGACGAUGAUGAAGCUGUUGACGAUAAUGAUAUUGCAAGUGAACCAGACAAUUUUGUAGAUGAAACACGUUCGAGGUCAAGAAUGAGAAGAGGAAAGAAAACAAUGCUUCGUAAGGCAAAUACGAAUAAUGUAUUGUUUUAUGUUUGAUACUUGUCGUAAAAUUUUACUUUUAUUAAUUAAUAAACAUUGCUUUGGAAACA